UUCACCUCUGAGAGGAGACUGCGGCAUCCGAGCCGGGCUUAGGCUUGUGGCUGUGGUCCGAAUUAUGCCAUCCCAAGUUCUGCUGCCCACCCUGCUUCUCUGCAUGCUGCUGCUGUCCAUGCAGACCCAAGGAGGCCACCGGGAACGAGAACGGAAGAGCACGCAGAGUACACAACCAAUCCCCAAAAUCAAGACCUGUGCGAAUCUACCUGAAUUUUAUCAGUGCAACCGCCAAUGUGAAGCUAACCAAGACUGUCAAGCAAAUAACAUAUGCUGCUCAGCCUUCUGUGGGAACAUUUGCAUGAGCCUCCUGUGAGUGGGAGGCAGGCUGUGCUUCCUGCUCCCCACAGUCCUCCACUCCCAAUCUGAGCGCACAUCAGAGGCAUGAGAACCUUAAAAUCAAGUGUGCAAGAAUGUGAACAAGAAGGCUGCCCUCCCCAUUGUUUGCACCCCCUACCCCUGUUAAAUAAACCAGGAUAAAUG
Molecule: messenger RNA, 483 nt
Organism: Chinchilla lanigera (long-tailed chinchilla)
Lineage: Eukaryota; Metazoa; Chordata; Mammalia; Rodentia; Chinchillidae
Product: WAP four-disulfide core domain protein 10A
Exons: 2
Coding region: 65-316 (83 amino acids)
Cellular component (GO): extracellular region
Molecular function (GO): peptidase inhibitor activity
Source: RefSeq, a predicted model, not a curated record